Messenger RNA from Ylistrum balloti, 2031 nucleotides. Its product is annotated as transient receptor potential cation channel subfamily V member 6-like. The transcript is spliced from 17 exons. The coding region runs from base 1 to 2031 and encodes 676 amino acids. Gene Ontology annotation, cellular component: membrane. NCBI's taxonomy places the organism in Eukaryota, Metazoa, Mollusca, Bivalvia, Pectinida, Pectinidae. Gene Ontology annotation, biological process: calcium ion import across plasma membrane. Gene Ontology annotation, molecular function: protein binding; calcium channel activity. The record is from RefSeq and is a predicted model, not a curated record.
AUGCUUUCAGACGGUACUGCACUACCAGAUCGUAAAUUCCGUGAGACCUGCUGGGAUCUAAAUGAGAGAGGAACCGUAGGGGAAACUAUCCUUCACCUAUGUCUGCUUAAUGCCUCUGCUAUCCAUGCUGACCUGGCCAAGAGACUCCUUCAGGCUUUCCCCAAACUGAUCCUUGAUAUCUACACUAGUGAGGAGUACUAUGGAGAGAAUGUGCUGCAUAUGGCAGUGGUCAAUGAAGAUCCUGCCAUGGUCAAGUUCUUAUUAGACAAGGGAGCUGAUGUCCAUGCCCGUUGUUGUGGUCGGUUCAUGUGUCCAGAUGAUCAGAAAGAUUCAAGGUCAGACAGUUUAGACCAUGAAUGGGUCGAUGUCUGUGAAACUACAAACUAUGAUGGACAUGUGUACUUUGGAGAAUAUCCUCUGAGCUUUGCUGCCUGUCUUGGACAAGAGGAGUGUGUUCGCCUGCUAGUUGCCAAGGGAGCUAACCCCAACCUCCAGGAUAACAACGGAAACACUGUCAUGCAUAUGCUUGUCAUCCAUGAUAAGAAGGAGAAAGAAUUAGAUGGAGAGUAUGCCUCCAAAAAGGAAAUGUUUGACCUGUUAAGAGAUCUUGGGGCAGAACUUGAUAUCAAGAACCGUCAAGGGUUAACUCCCCUUACACUGGCUGCAAAACUGGCUCGGAAAGAUAUGUAUGAACACAUCUUGGAAAAGAUGCGUGAGGUGUGUUGGAUUUACGGAAAUGUGACUUGUGCUGGCUAUCCCUUGCGUGAUAUAGACACCAUUUCAAGCACAGGAGAGAUCAACGAGAAGUCUGCCCUUAAUCUUGUUGUGUAUGGGGAAGUAGAAGGCCAUCUGGAUAUGAUGGAUGGUGUUGUUGUCAAUUUGCUGAAAGAGAAAUGGAAGACAUUUGUACGGUUUAGGUUCUAUCGGAGGUUUGCUAUCUUUACUGUCUACUUCAUCCUCUUCCUUGUGGUGUUCCUCCUGCGACCGGGAGAUGACAUGUGCCCAUCUAGAACUGUUAACGUAACAGGAACAGACAAUGUUACUACAGUAGAAAAGGACCCUUGUUACCUGCUGAAAGUUUGUAGCACAGAGGACAUAGUUCGAUUCACUCUGGAGGCCCUUGUUCUGGUGGGGUCCAUCUGGUAUCUGCUGAUUGCCAUGAAGGAAAUCUAUCACCAAGGCUUCCGGCUCUUCUUUACAACACUGAAAGGAGCCCCUACAAAGGCCAUGUUCCUGAUGUCUUGUAUGUUUGUCAUCAUGAUGUUGCCGGGGCGUGCAGCAUGUGCAUAUAUCUACGAAGAUGUAGUGGGUGUGAUGGCCAUUCUGUUCACUGCUCCUUACUUCUUAUUUUUCUGCAGAGGUUUCCCAAUCUUUGGUCCCUUUGUUGUGAUGAUUUACAAGAUGAUCAAGGGAGAUCUGUUCCGGUUCUUCAUCAUUUAUGCUGUUUUUAUCAUUGGAUUCUCACAAUCAUUCUACAUCGCCUUUAAUGAUAACAAUUGUGAUCCUAGUCAAAAUGCAUGUGUGUUCAAUCACCCUAUUGAGUCGAUGCUAGGCCUGUUUACCAUCACUGUCGGAGACUUUGACGAUGUGUACGACACUUUCAGUUCCUCCAAAUACCCAGACCUUCUUAAAAUUGUGUUCUUUGUGUACAUGAUCAUGGUCACGCUACUGCUUGUAAACAUGCUGAUUGCCAUGAUGGGUAACACUUAUCAACUUGUCAACGAAACACAGAAGGAGUGGUUCAGACAGUGGGCCAAGAUUUUGCUGGUGAUAGAACAGAGUGUGACUACAGAACAGAGGAAGGUAAUGCAAACCAAGUAUUCCCAGCCUACCAAAAAUGACCGGGCACUUGUCAUACGCUGGCACCAGUCGGAGAAAGAGAGAGAAGAGUUACAGAAACUGAGGGAAGCACAGAAGAUGAAACAAAGGAAAAAGAUUCUGGAGGAGAGAAAUCGACGUAUUCUGAAAAAGACACCUUCAAACAAAACCAUUGUUGAAUCUGACGCUAAGGAGGGAAAAGUCAACAUCUAA